This is a messenger RNA of Exophiala oligosperma, 2133 nucleotides long. RefSeq lists its product as uncharacterized. Bases 1 to 2133 code for a protein of 710 amino acids. NCBI's taxonomy places the organism in Eukaryota, Fungi, Ascomycota, Eurotiomycetes, Chaetothyriales, Herpotrichiellaceae. The transcript has a single exon. The record is from RefSeq and is a predicted model, not a curated record.
AUGUCGGGGGACGACCCGGACGGAGAAGCCAUCGGGUCUUUGAUGUUGCCAGGCGAGCAGAUUGUCCUGGUGACGGCGGGAGAAGACGGAGGCGAUUCGAGGACUGGUCGCUUCGUGGGUGACGAGCCUGACUAUGAGAGGAUGAAAAGGUGGUUACGUCUCUGCGACACUGGACCUUCACACCGAGGGGUUUGCACGAAGUACGACGGAGAGCACGGAAGUAGUGAAGUCGAGAAGAAGAGACGUGCUGCGGCACUCCCAAAACUUAGGGUGGUAGACGCUCAGGACAUGAGACUCGUGGAUAUUUCUUGGGACGACGACCAUGGCGACGACGACAAAAGGUACGUGGCUUUGAGUUACGUCUGGGGAGGAGCGAGUCCUCCCAAAUUGUUCAAGAGUCAGGUCGAGACGUUGUCGAUCCCGGGAGCGCUGGAAGAUCUGGUACCGUCGAUGCCGGCAACGAUCAGGGAUCUUUUCACCUUCACCAGAAAGAUGGGUUUGCGGUAUCUUUGGUUCGACUCGCUGUGUCUCAUCCAGGACGACCUCGAGGACUUGUCGAGAGGUAUAGCCAACAUGGAACUCGUUUACGAGUCUUCGUACGUCACUCUGAUAGCGGCGGACACCGAAUCGGCCGACACUGGUAUACCUGGUGUCGGCUUGCUCCCCCGAGAGAAGACGAAGAACGACAGACAGGAUGUUCAACGACUCAAACCUGGGUUGGAGGUGAUGCGAGUUCACUCCGUCGACCGACACCUCCGGCACUCAAAAUGGAACACCCGAGGUUGGACACUGCAAGAGUACUACCUCAGUCGUAGGAGCAUCACGUUCGUCAACGACCAGGCUUACUUUCGCUGUCGACAACGCACUUGGUACGAAGAACUCUGGACGGACCUUGAACCCGAAAGACCCAGGGGCCAGGACUUGGACGUCUUGACUUUUGCCAGGGACAACAUGGACCUGGGGAUGCGUGACGUCGCGACGUACACUUUUCUGUUUCAGGUCUUGGAGAUCUAUCAAGGUCGGGACCUGACGGACGAGAACGACGCGCUGAGUGCGAUGGCAGGCAUCCUCGGUCGUGUCGCCACCAGUGCGAGGACGGGCAUCGUGCAAGGCAUGCCGACCCGAAUCUUUCCCUUGUCGUUGUUGUUCCUGCACGCGGCGGCAGGACUUCGUGGAGCACCGACGAGACGACGAAAGCGGUUCCCGAGCUGGAGCUGGGCGGGGUGGAAGGGAGGGGAGCUGUCGUGGUAUCCCUUUGAUCGAAUGGAUCUGAUGAAUGCGGUCGACGAGGACAAUGAUUUCAACGAGGACAAGGAACUCGAGAAUGCUCUCGGAAAAUGUUGGGUCACCUUUCAGACCCUGAAUGGUUUGGAGAGCCAAGGCAGUGGCCCAGAUGGACGACGACACGUCGAAUCUGAAACGAUAUGGAAACCGACAAUAAUACCGCCACCACCAGUAGUCCCUAAAAAGUACUCCGAUGGCACCGUCAAUACGGAAAACUGGCUCGAUUUGUUUCUUGCCUUGCCAGAAUUCGCCGGUUCUGGAUCGGACAUCAUCUCAGCAUCGUCGGACAACGAUGAUGACCGUCUAGACCGCAACACAAAGAUUGCUGCUGCUGCUGCUGCUGCUGCUGCAGCUGGUCUGUCGGUCGCGGACGACAAUGCUAUCGAUGAUCUUCGCAUUCGAGAGUAUCCCUUACUCGUAUUCCAUACUGCUACGGUAUGGUAUCGCGUGAAGACCAUACCCGAGUGCGGAGAUGAUGAAGAUGACGAAGAUGACUCUGACAACGACGACGCCGAGCGUCCGAGUUUUGCGGAGUACAAGUCGCGUACUUACGAGAUAGGGGGUCGCGGGGACGAAGAUUGUGGCGUGCUCUAUGCCGACGAGAAGCUGUCGCUCGAAGACGACAAUGUGGAGAAAUUCGUCGUGCUGGAAGAAUGUCACAAGGUUGAGUUUCCGUUGGAGUUUGACACUUAUUGUGAACAAGUCGCGGAAGAGCCGGUCUUCUGGGUCAUGUUGAUACGUCUGGUCGAUGGGGUAUGGGAGAGACGAGGCAUCGGACAAUUACUGCAGAGCUGUCUGGCAAAUUCUUAUGAACCAGGUGUGACUUGGGAGAAAGUCGUGCUAGGGUAA